AUGCCCUGCGUUUUGUACGUCGUCUUUCGGCGCAGUGGAGCCGGACGUGGUUCAGUCUCUGCUCCAAAUCAUACACUUCUCUUUCUUCAUCGUCUCCCCCGGUUCUCCAUCGUUACUAUUUCGUGUUUGCUUCUUCCAGAAAAGCACCGCCGUGCCUCCGCCUCAACUGUGAUGGAUGAAAGGGGCUGCUCCGGUAGCGGAUCGCGAAGGGGAGGAGGGAAAAAUUGGUGGUCCCGUGGUGGUUCUGUGAUGUUGAAUCGAAGAAAAAGAAAACAAAAUCAGCAACUAGGUGUUUCGAUUGUUGUUCAAAUCGACAGGCACGAUGGAGGAAAAAGAGAGAGGUUGGGCAGGCAACAAAGAAGAAAACGGAAUAGAGAAAUAAAUGAGUAAUGAGUAUUAGGGAAGCUUGUGGGU
Lactuca virosa is the source of this 414-nucleotide messenger RNA. The record is from the annotation of a GenBank genome assembly. Lineage: Eukaryota; Viridiplantae; Streptophyta; Magnoliopsida; Asterales; Asteraceae.